Egretta garzetta (little egret) is the source of this 1384-nucleotide messenger RNA. RefSeq names its product BUD23 rRNA methyltransferase and ribosome maturation factor (gene BUD23). Lineage: Eukaryota; Metazoa; Chordata; Aves; Pelecaniformes; Ardeidae. Gene Ontology annotation, molecular function: rRNA (guanine) methyltransferase activity. Bases 1 to 1050 code for a protein of 349 amino acids. Gene Ontology annotation, biological process: rRNA (guanine-N7)-methylation. The transcript is spliced from 13 exons. Gene Ontology annotation, cellular component: nucleolus. The record is from RefSeq and is a predicted model, not a curated record.
AUGGGCCUCCUCCCAGCAAGCUGCCAGCCAGAGCUCUGCGAGGAGCAAGGAGGGCAGCCCAGGUUUCACUUUCAGAGUCUGCAGCUGGAGCGGGAGAUGUGUUUGGCUUCAAACUGCGCCCUGGCCAGGGUGAACCUGUCCCUGCGCCCACGGCUGGAGGACGGGAAGGCUUCCCUAGCCAUCAAGUACCAGGAGCUGCAGGAGAUACGAGAGGCAUGUUGGGACAAGCAGCAGCGCCUGGAGGCGUACCUGGAGAAUUGGAGCCCGCAGAGCGCCCUGGGCCAGCUCCAAGCCAAGCUUGAUGCCUCUGAGGCAGAGUCGGAGCGGGCUGUGGAGCUGCUGGGCCUGCCUGAAGACCGGCCGUGCCUCCUCCUGGAUGUGGGCUGUGGCUCUGGGCUGAGCGGGGAUUACAUCUCUGACGAGGGUCACUACUGGAUUGGCAUGGACAUCAGCCCUGCCAUGCUGGACGUGGCUGUGGAGAGGGAGGUGGAAGGAGACCUGCUCCUUGCAGAUGUGGGUCAUGGCAUUCCCUUCAGGCCCGGCGUGUUUGACGGCUGUAUCAGUAUUUCUGCAGUGCAGUGGCUUUGUAAUGCAGAUAAGAAAUCACACAGCCCUCCAAAACGCCUUUAUCGAUUCUUCUCAACUCUUUAUACUGCCCUGGCCCGAGGAUCCCGAGCUGUCCUGCAGCUGUACCCUGAGAACUCAGAACAGCUGGAGCUCAUCACGGCCCAAGCCAUGAGAGCUGGCUUUACUGGAGGAAUGGUGGUAGAUUACCCCAACAGCACCAAAGCCAAGAAGUUCUUCCUUUGUCUCUUUGUUGGGACAUCUGGCACGUUACCAAAGGGCCUUGGUACUGAGUGCGCUGAUGGAGAAGAGAUACACCAGGCAAACUUCACCAAUGAGAGGAUGCGGUUCAGAAAUGCCAAGGGCAAAUCUGUGAAGAAAAGCCGGGACUGGAUCCUUGAGAAGAAGGAGCGGAGACGGCGACAGGGCAAGGAAGUGCGAGCAGACACGAAAUACACGGGUCGAAAGCGCCGCCCUCGCUUCUGAGUUGCUCUGGACACUGCUGGCGUGGAAGAUGGUGUAUUGGUCCCUCCAGUGAGCCACCCAUGGAUGGCACAGAUGGGGGCACCCCAGGCAUGGGACUUGCUGGGACAGGUCACUGUGGCUCUUGCAGGUGUAAACUGGCUCAGGCGCUGCCCAGCGGCCAACUGCAAAGCUUCCAGCCCUGUUUUUCUGCUGAAGGUGGAGUGGCAGACAGUGCUGUGGCCACUUGGUGUCCGCAAUGCCAUUGCUUAUCUUCCCAAGUGCACCGAGCCAUCUGAUCUCCAGGUGAGCCAGUACACUGUAUCCAGCUUCCUCACUAAACAGUCAACGAAUUGAA